UAAUGUCGGACAGAAAUUGCUACAAGUGCCAACAGCCGGGACAUAUCUCCCGCAACUGCCCGAAUGGCGAGUCCGAUGGUGGACGUAGAGGAGGUGGAGGAGGAUCCACCUGCUACAACUGCCAAGAGACUGGACACUUCUCUCGCGAUUGCCCCAAGGGAGGAUCCGGAGGAGGACAACGUGGAGGUGGCGGCGGCGGUGGAUCGUGCUACAACUGCGGAGGACGUGGACACUACUCUCGUGACUGCCCAUCCGCCAGAUCUGAGGGAGGAAGCGGUGGCUACGGAGGCCGCGGUGGAGAAGGCAGAAGCUUCGGCGGACAAAAGUGCUACAAUUGCGGACGCUCCGGGCACAUUUCCCGCGAGUGCACCGAGAGUGGCUCGGCCGAGGAGAAGCGUUGCUACCAGUGCCAGGAGACCGGACACAUCUCCCGCGACUGCCCAAGCCAGACCAACUAAAUCAAUCAUCAUUCCCCCCAUUUUCGUUGUCUUUUCAUUGUUCUGUAACUCGAAAUAAUGUAUUCAACUGAAACUUUCGUUCACUCCUUUUUCCAAUAAUCCUCUUCCCCGCAUCUCAAAUAUUAUAUGUGAAUGCUGGUUGCAGCUAUUAUCCCCCAUCCCAACCUCUGAACCUCUUGAACGAAAGUGGUAAUAAAUUGUUGAUU
This is a messenger RNA of Caenorhabditis elegans, 664 nucleotides long. It is a transcript of the gene K08D12.3, whose product is annotated as CCHC-type domain-containing protein. Lineage: Eukaryota; Metazoa; Nematoda; Chromadorea; Rhabditida; Rhabditidae. Gene Ontology annotation, molecular function: zinc ion binding; nucleic acid binding; enzyme binding. Bases 3 to 458 code for a protein of 151 amino acids. The transcript has 2 exons. The record is from RefSeq and is marked reviewed.